UUUAUUAUUUCUCUUUGGUCAUGUCGACGUCGAAUUCGAGUCUCUUCCAGUGAUCCUCCCGAACUCAUAGUGAAUAGGAAUCAUUUUAAGUCGGAUCUCAAGUGAGAAAAGUGAUGUGUGUAGCGUGUUGAGUGCGAGAACAGCUGCACAACUGCAGCCAUGGUCGUCAAUUGACCAACGGCAGCUGUAGAAUGUAUCCGCAGAGUCCGUUGCCGCGCCACAUCACUGCUAUCUACAUGGUGGCCAUCGUGAGCCUGGUCAUCCUGUGUCAUGCCGCCCUGGCUGGCGCUGACGUGCUUGUCUUCAACCGCAAAACACACGAGCCCAUUGAAGAUCUCGCGUUCCGUGACCUCCCCGCCAGGUUUGGCGAAAGGCUUCCUUUUGAGGGAUUGAAGGGGUUGUUGGUCUACUCAAAUCCUCCAAGUGGAUGCCCCUCCCUGAGUCCACCGCCUGACAAUUUGAACUACACAGGCAAGUGGAUCGCCCUGAUCAGAAGGUAUGACUGCAACUUUGAAGACAAGGUACGCCAUGCCCAGCGUGUUGGCUAUGACGCAGUCAUCGUCCACAAUGUCAACUCUAGCGAAAUUGAAAUCAUGUCGGCCAAUUACUCUGCUGAUAUUUACAUCCCAUCUGUGUUCGUGAGCGAGGAGGCUGGAUGGCUGCUGAGAGAUAGUUAUCAGUUUGAUAGCGAAUAUUAUAUUCUCAUAAAUGACGAUCUCCCUUUCGACAUCAACACACAUUUGCUUCUGCCUUUUGCAGUAGUUGUAGGGGUAUGCUUUUUAGUAACCUUAGCGUUCGCGAUCGUCAAGUGUGUAAAAGACUACAGAAGAGGGCAACGCCACAGAUUGCCUACCUCGUCCCUUCGUCAGAUUCCAACUUCCAAGUUUGUGAAAGGAGACCCUUAUGAAACUUGUGCCAUUUGCUUGGAGGACUACAUUGACGGGGACAAACUGAGAAUACUGCCAUGCUCUCAUGCUUACCACAGUAAGUGCAUCGAUCCAUGGCUGACCAAGUCACGCCGAGUUUGCCCAGUGUGCAAACGGAAGGUUUUUGCACGAGAUGAGAGGGUAAUGUCGGACACGGACAGUGACACUGAAGAUGAGAACACUCCCUUAGUACGUUCUCCUUCCAAUCCUGGAACAACUGGAGGCACUUUUUCUAGACAGAGAGACAAUCCAUUCCGCCGGGCCAUGAGACGACGGGACAGACGCGGGAACACUUCCUCUGAGGACAGCACUUCAGUUUCCUCAGCAGAAGGCAGCACCACAGCACCUGCACCAGCAGAAACUGCAAACCAAGGCCAGACAAGCAGUUCAGACAGAGAGCUUACCACCACAAACGCACCAAGUGAGCACUCAAUCAACAGCGAGCAGUGCGUCCCGGCCAUAAUCGUGGUGACCUCUGAAGUGCCUGUUGCAAGCACCUCAGCCGCAGCCAGAGGACCUGUGGAGAUUGGCCAUGAAGUGAACCCUGAAGCUGAAGCACAGCCUGAGGAUCAGUCGAGCAGGAGAAAUGACGUUAUCGUCUAAAUAAAAAACAGGUCUUUCUUCACAACACCUUAGAGCUGUGUGAUUACGUUUUCUUUAAUGUUGAGAAGAUGUGUGUAAAUCCCUCUCAUUAGUUGGGGCACAAGCCUGAUUGGUUUCAAAGAUAUCAGUUGUUGACCUUGUGAGAAGCACCGGAAAGUGCUGGACUAGUCUGAUUCAAACACACAUUGAGAUGAAAGAAAUCCCUCUUAACCAACUCUCUGUAACACUAACCUUCUCGUCUUGUCCUUUAGUUGCCAAAUGUAUAGUACAACCUUUCAUAACUGGAAAAUGUGUUUAGUUGUAGUUUUUCGCUUUGCCCCCUUUCCCAAUGGAUUGACUCCAUGUGAGAGACCAGUGAGUGCACGUAAAACAAUCAAGGCAGCAAAAGAAUGAGGCACCCGAGAAGAGGGCGCCCAUUAUUUUGAAAAUGAAAGGUGGCCCCUUCUUGAGUCUUGAGAGUAAAUGGUGAAGGUGCUCGGUGAUUCUGAUAGUGAUCAAUUUUAUUAAAGUGAUUAAUUAUUAACUUGUAUAAAAUUGAUAGUUUUAUGUUUGUUACCUUUCUUGCAUGCAAUUUAAAUUUUUGUGAAGAUCGGCUCAAGUGGACCAUAGUUACAAUACCAAGCUGUCCUAUUAUGCCCAGAAAAAAAUACUAAGUUCUCAAUGUACAUGGCUUUUUCCGCUGAGGUUCAAGUUACUCUUCAUUCACAAGUCCGUAAAAUUUUAUUGAUUUCCUGUAUUGUGAUAAUCACAGUUUUAAGCAAAUUUACAGUCGUUUAAAAUUGGAACAAAAUGCUAUGUGCUUAUUACUCAUAUUUAAAACAGCAUAUUAUAUUAUAAUUAAAUGACUAAUUUAAGGCCUUGUUGAAAUACAAACUUGCAGCUAGUUUGUCACCAAUUUUCUAUAAUCAUUAAAGAGUUGAAAAACAACUUGCCUAAUCUGAAUGGAAGAAAAUUUCAGCAGUUAUUUUAAAAGGAAGUAAAUGUUAUUAAAUGCAAACUUCUUUGUACCAUGAUUGCUAAUGAGAAAAUAAACGUUCAAAUGUUGUAAAUAGACUUA
Molecule: messenger RNA, 2586 nt
Organism: Cloeon dipterum
Lineage: Eukaryota; Metazoa; Arthropoda; Insecta; Ephemeroptera; Baetidae
Gene: gzl
Product: godzilla E3 ubiquitin protein ligase
Exons: 9
Coding region: 192-1529 (445 amino acids)
Molecular function (GO): zinc ion binding
Source: RefSeq, a predicted model, not a curated record